Messenger RNA from Nothoprocta perdicaria, 3143 nucleotides. RefSeq names its product sperm associated antigen 1 (gene SPAG1). Gene Ontology annotation, cellular component: cytosol. The coding region runs from base 137 to 3052 and encodes 971 amino acids. The record is from RefSeq and is a predicted model, not a curated record. The transcript is spliced from 19 exons. Gene Ontology annotation, molecular function: protein binding. Lineage: Eukaryota; Metazoa; Chordata; Aves; Tinamiformes; Tinamidae. Gene Ontology annotation, biological process: axonemal dynein complex assembly.
GUACCCAGGGUUACCAAAGGCUGAGGAAGUCCCUGAGGAGACUGAAAACAACAAGAGCUCUCUGUGAGCUGAAGAUCACUAAGAAAGUGUCCUAGAGGUGACUUUGACAGGAGGAGACACAUAAAAGUAAAAAGUUAUGAGUGAUGACUCAGUACCAUCUUUGUUCGAUCAAGGAACAACUAAGAAAUAUCGAAUACCAAUUGGUCAUCUGGAUUACAAAUUCAUUGAAAAAUGCACGGAUGUUAAACACCUGGAAAAAAUCCUCAGCAUAUUAAGGUCUGGUGAGGAGGGAUAUUAUCCUGACCUUACAGUAUUUUGUGAAAAGCGUAUUGAGCAUUUGCACCCAGGGAGCAGAGCUCUCAGAAAAGAUAAGCCUGCAGCCACAGCUUCUGAUUUUACAGCUGAAGAAUGGGAAGCAAUUAAUGGUGAACUAAUGAGCUGGGUGACGGAAAUGAAUGAAGAUGAUGAUAAAUCCCAGUUUCUUGAAACAGAUACACUGCGUGAAAGAGAAGACAACUUGCCUGCUAUUCGUUGUUCUAGCAGCUGUCUUCCUGAUAAUCAGAACAAAAACUUGCAAGACAAAAAAAGAAACAAGAAAAAUAUACCACGGGAUUACAGUGAAUGGGACAAGUUUGAUGUGGAAAAGGAGUGCUCUAAAAUUGAUGACGGCUGUGAAGAGAGUACCUCCAAAGCAAGAUUCUUUACUAGACCAAGUUUACCUGUAAUUGAAAAUAAAAUAGAUACAACAGGCAUGACAAAGAAAGAAAAGAUCUUUAUUGCUACUCGUGAAAAGGAGAAGGGCAAUGAAGCCUUUGCUAUUGGGGAUUAUAUGGAAGCAGUGACAUAUUACUGUCGGAGUAUAUCAGUAUUGCCCACCGUGGCUGCAUAUAACAACAAAGCUCAAGCAGAAAUCAAACUUCAGAACUGGCACAGUGCUUUGCAGGACUGUGAGAAGGUGCUAGAUAUGGAACCUGGCAACAUAAAAGCUCUGAUGCGCCGUGCCACUGUCCACAAUCAUCUGCAGAAUUACCAGACAGCUAUAGAGGAUCUGAGGAAAGUAUUAUAUGUUGAACCAGAAAAUGCCAUGGCUAAGAAAAAUCUGUUAGAGAUUGAACAGAAAUUGGAAGAUUUAAAGCCUGUAUCUGAGACUAAAAGCAAAGGGAAACGAAUACUAAUUCAAGAUAUAGGAGGUUCAGAAGGUGAUGAAGAAAAUGAAGGGAGUACAGAAGAGAAUGAAAGAAGAAGAGGAGAUAAAAAAAUCGGUGUGCCAGUAGUAGCAGCGGCAGCUCCGGAGGAGGCUGAAAUGGGCAACACACAGAAGAAGUUUCCUAGCAAAGGAGGUGGCGUUAAGGCAGAAGACAGAGACACACAGAAGCAGAAGGAAAGCACUGAGAGUGGAGCGAAAAAAGGCACUUCAGCGAAAAAAGCACAAAAACCUUCAGCAGACCAUGAAGGUGAAGUUAAUGGCUAUUUAAAGCCCAGUCCAAAGAGUGAAAGCCCUGAAGGUGAGAAGACCUCCGGAUCCCAUGGAGCAGGGUCGCUGGCUGUUGAUGGACACAGGGCUUUGCUUCCUCCUGCUGCAGCCAAACUAAAAAGCGAAGGGAAUGAAUUGUUUAAGAGUGGACAGUUUGGAGAAGCUGUGCUCAAAUACUCAGCAGCAAUUGACUAUGUCGUGGGUUUAGCAGAACAAAGUCCAGGUGAUAUAAGUAUCUUAUACUCAAACAGAGCAGCGUGUUACCUCAAAGAAGGGAACUGCAGUGACUGUAUUCAGGAUUGUAACAGAGCUCUGGAGCUUCAGCCGUUCUCUCUUAAGCCUCUGCUGCGACGAGCAAUGGCGCUCGAGGCCCUGGAGCGCUACAGGCCGGCCUACGUCGACUACAAGACCGUUCUGCAGAUAGACAGCAGCAUCCAAGCAGCAAAGGAGAGUGUUGAUAGAAUAACAAAAACUUUAAUAGAUCAGGACGGUCCUGGUUGGAGGGAGAAGCUGCCACCAAUUCCAGUUGUUCCAGUUUCUGCUCAGCUGCACAGGUGGGAUGGAGGCAACUUGGCUUCGGAGCCUAAGCUGAGGACCAGCACAGACACCAGGAGAGAAGAACAGUUGCAAAUUAAUGGUGAGAAAGAUGAGGAGAAGUUCAAGACAUUAAAAAAUGAAGGGAAUGAUUUUGUGAAGAAGGGUAAAUACGAAGAAGCUGUGAAUAAAUACAGUGAGUGCCUGAAGUUAAAUCCCAAAGAAUGCACUGUCUACACUAACAGAGCUCUCUGUUACUUGAAACUGUUCAAAUAUGAGGAGGCCAAGCAAGACUGUGAUCAUGUUCUUCAGAUGGAAGAUUCUAAUAUUAAAGCUUUCUACAGAAGAGCCCUGGCACACAAAGGGUUGCAGAAUUACCAGGCCAGUGUUGGUGACCUCAACAAAGUACUGCUAAUAGAUCCAAAUGUUCUUGAAGCGAAAAAGGAGCUGCAGCAGAUAACCCAGCUGCUCAACCUUAAAAGCAGUGCUGGAGCUGGCACUCAGCAAAAGCAAAGGAAGAAAAUAACCAUACAGGAGGUGUCUGAUGCACAGGAGGAACAGGAGGGAGAGUUGGUUACCUCAGAAGAUGCUGGGACUGAUCGUGCAGUUCCUGAAGACCCUGGAACGAGGGCACCRGGGAGGAGCUCUGAAAAACUGUCUAUUUCAGAACCAGCUAAUGCUUAUGACUUUGGUCAGAUCAUAAAUGCCGUGAAUUCCAGUAAGGAUCAGGGUGCCUGUGCAGAUCUCCUAACAAUGAUUGAGCCUGCAAAACUGCCAGUGCUGCUAAGUAACAAACUUGAAGGAGAGAUCUUUUUCAUGUUUAUCCAGGCAUUGAAAUGUUACGUGCUUGGGAAAAAUCCUGAUCUUGUUUAUCAGCACCUUUUCUACCUGAGUAAAGCAGAAAGAUUUAAGUUAGUGCUGGCUCUCCUUAGCAAAAAGGAAAAAGAAGAGGUUCAGCAACUGUUUGACUUGCUUGCAGAAAACCAAAAUCAUCAGUACACUUCAGAAGAUCUGGAGAAGCUUAAAAAAGUUUAUGAACUUUAAGAACAACUUCAAGUUUGUUUAUUGCAUGCAGGCACAGAGUUGAUAAGAUUGAUGAACAGACUUGCUGGGGAUGAAGUGGGACUUUCUGAAU